Molecule: messenger RNA, 717 nt
Organism: Theileria orientalis strain Shintoku
Lineage: Eukaryota; Apicomplexa; Aconoidasida; Piroplasmida; Theileriidae
Exons: 1
Coding region: 1-717 (238 amino acids)
Source: RefSeq, a predicted model, not a curated record
AUGUUCGGGGACAACGGCCUAGCUUAUUCAUCAGGAACGUUAGUUGGAUCAGCAUCGCCAGACUUGUUUUCUUACCUUUUCGUGGCGGAUGUCGUGUGCAUUAUCGUUAGUCUGAUCAAGAGGAACGCCCUAGCUGCUGCUAUCCUUGCCUUUGGAACUGCCUUCGGGGCCCCCAUGGAACUAAGCGAGCGCGUUUUUGACCUUCGUCAGAAGCUUACCGUCUUCCACCACGUGGGCGUGACUGACGGUGACGGCUUCAUGGCUCCCAGGCUAAGGUUCACUCACUUGGUGCCCACGGACAGUUAUCAGGGCUCGAUCGCCGACGGCUUCGCCUGCGCCGCCCUCGGACACAAGCUGAAGCAGCACAAGUUCCUCUUCGUGGACUCUGAUGAGACACUGGUGGAGCUCUUAGCCUUCUCCGACUGCAAGAAUUGGUUUGUUGCCCUUCUCGGUUUCUGGACUCGCUACAGCUUAACUCGGCAGUUCAAAUUCUACUCCGGUCUCAGGGGCAAGGUCAGUGUGCUUGGCACUUUGGAGGAGCUCGUCGACUUCGCUCACCUGCAAAUCCACUACGUCCACAACCAGGCCUACUUGUUCGGUCGACUCGUGCAGAAGGGACUCACUGCUCACGUGUUAACGUACAAGCUCCAUGCCAAACUCGCUCCUGCCCUUGCCACUUACGGGGAUCGCACUGAUAAGAGGCUGAGGCCACCUUAG